AUGGCAUCAGAACGUUCACUUGCGUUCAUUGGCUGCGGAAAUAUGGGAUCAGCUAUUUUGAGCGGCCUCCUUGACGCGACCCGUCCGACAGAUUCCAAUGCUACUACAUCAGCAAAGAUCUCACGUUUCAUUGUGAGCACGAAGAGCGCUGCAUCUGCUCAGCGACUCCGCGAUGAAUUCAAAGCGGAUGAAUCUCGGCUUCACAUUGCUCAUUCGCAGAAUCUUCGAGCCAUGCAAGAGGCGGAUAUUGUCCUGCUUGCGUGCAAACCUUAUCUGGCCGAGGAGGUUUUGAGUGAGGCCGGUGUGCGGGAUGCCCUGGCAGGAAAAUUGGUGAUCAGCAUCAUGGCCGGAAAAACACCUGAAGAUAUUGAGAAGUAUAUCUAUCACGAUUCGUCUGCAGAUGAAGUCGAUUCUAAGGCGAUUAUCGUGAGAGCAAUGCCCAAUGUCGCAGCUCGUCUGCGUCAGUCGAUGACUAUCAUCGAGGUCAACAACGAUCUUUCGGAUCACCUUGCCGACACCCUGACCUGGAUUUUCGAACAGAUCGGAAGGGUAAAGUUCCUGGCGACAGAUUUGUUUGAUAUCGGCUCAAUACUCGUGGGUUCCUCCAUUGCUGUUCUGACUGUUCCGUUGGAUGGCAUUCUGGAUGGCUGCGUUGCGGAGGGGAUGCGAAGAGCGGAUGCGUUGGAAAUGGCAGCACAGAACUUGAUCGGAAUGGCUGGUUUAUUGCGAGAAGGGGUGCAUCCGGCUAUCCUAAGAGAAAGUAUUUCGUCCCCGCGGGGUUGUACGAUCCAGGGUCUGUUGACUGUGGAGAAGGAGGGCGUGAGAGGAGCGUGUGCACAAGCGAUGAUCAACGGGGCUAGACAUCUGAAAGAGAUGCCUUGA
Messenger RNA from Aspergillus thermomutatus, 882 nucleotides. Its product is annotated as pyrroline-5-carboxylate reductase. The record is from RefSeq and is a predicted model, not a curated record. Gene Ontology annotation, molecular function: pyrroline-5-carboxylate reductase activity. The transcript has 2 exons. Bases 1 to 882 code for a protein of 293 amino acids. Gene Ontology annotation, biological process: L-proline biosynthetic process. Lineage: Eukaryota; Fungi; Ascomycota; Eurotiomycetes; Eurotiales; Aspergillaceae.